Messenger RNA from Misgurnus anguillicaudatus (oriental weatherfish), 3837 nucleotides. RefSeq names its product neurocalcin delta b (gene ncaldb). Gene Ontology annotation, biological process: calcium-mediated signaling. NCBI's taxonomy places the organism in Eukaryota, Metazoa, Chordata, Actinopteri, Cypriniformes, Cobitidae. The record is from RefSeq and is a predicted model, not a curated record. Gene Ontology annotation, molecular function: calcium ion binding; tubulin binding; actin binding.
ACGUCAGCAUGAGAAGCAGUGUGCUGGUGCUGCGGGUGAAUCGCUCGCACUGAGUCUCGUGGAGUUUCUCUGAGCUGCUACUUGGUCGCAUCAAAGCACAAAGUUCUUGACACCUGCGGCUGCUUCUCAUCACCGAGGCCGCUCAACGCCUCUUCCCUUUAGAGCUCCACGGGUUAUGGACAUUUAAAAUUUGACAGCACAGCACCAGAACAACCGCCUGAGGUGAAACCCGACCGUCAACAUGGGCAAGCAGAACAGCAAGCUCCGUCCCGAGGUGAUACAGGACCUGUUGGAGAACACAGACUUCACCGAGCAAGAGAUUCAGGAGUGGUACAAAGGUUUCCUGCGGGACUGUCCCAGUGGCGCGCUCACCAUGGAGGAAUUUAAGAAGAUCUAUGGCAAUUUCUUUCCCUACGGAGAUGCGUCAAAGUUUGCGGAACACGUCUUCCGAACCUUCGACGCCAAUGGAGAUGGAACAAUAGACUUCAGAGAGUUCAUCAUAGCCCUGAGCGUUACGUCACGGGGACGUUUAGACCAAAAGCUGAAGUGGGCUUUCAGCAUGUAUGAUCUGGACGGCAACGGAUACAUAAGCAAAGCGGAAAUGCUAGAGAUUGUACAGGCAAUCUAUAAAAUGGUAUCUUCUGUCAUGAAGAUGCCCGAGGAUGAAUCAACACCUGAGAAACGCACAGAAAAGAUCUUCCGUCAGAUGGACACAAAUCGUGAUGGUAAACUUUCAUUGGAGGAGUUUGUAGAGGGCGCAAAGAACGACCCAUCCAUUGUGCGACUCCUGCAGUGUGAUCCCAGCAGUGCCGGCCAGUGAAUCAACAGAUUUUACCACAGGGAUUUAUGUAAACACACAACCAUCAUUUUCCAUAUCAAACUAUAGCAGUGACUAACACAAUUUUCAGAGACACUACAAGCAUGUGCUCACGUGUCCCGCUGCACUCUGGAUCCACAUAUAGGGCUUUUUUUCAAACAACAGGUAGUGAUGUAAGUGACCUCACAUCCUGUUGUAGACAUUCGGUACUGAAAUGUACUCCCUUAAAUGUCACAAACGCAGUUAAGGGCUCUAAAGUUAACGGAGGAUGAGAUGUAUUAUGUGCUUGUUUAAGCUUUUGAAAGUUUGAGUAUUUAUAUUCAGAACAGAAAUCUUUUGAGGAGGGGCAUUUUUUUACUUGAAAUUUAGUUUUGCAACAUUUAUUGCAUUAUGAUAUAAGAGCAGGACAUCUUAGUCCUUGUGACCCUACCCAGCACAUGUCUUUUUUUUGUGAUUUACUGUUUUUUUUAUCAAAUAAUCUUACGUAAUGUAAAGAGCAUUCUGUGAAAAUAUAACCUUGAUAAAUUGGCUGAGUAAGGUCAUGUCAAAGAUUGAAAUCAAUGUGAAAUCAAACUUUGCUGCUCCUAAUAUCAAAUUAGAUUAUAAGUAGUGCAGAUUAAUCGCAUACAAAAUAAAAGUGAUUUUUUUUUGCAUAAUAUAUGUGUAUGAAUUAUUAUGUAUAAUUUAACCACACACACAUAAAUAUAUUCAUUUCAGAAUUUUUUAUUUAUAAGUAAUUUUUUUACAUUUAUAUAUAAUAUAGACUAUAUAAAAAUAUAAAUAAAUAUAUAUACACAUGUAAAUGUUUAUUAAAUACACACAUGAAUGUGUGUGUAUUUAUAUAUACAUAAUAAUUACACACAGCACACACUCAUGUCUUAUGCAAAAAAUGACUUUUAUUUUGUAUGCGAUUAAUCUUUGCCCAGCACUAACCUGGGUUUUACGCACAGGGUCACAAAUAAUAAAGACCCCAAGAAAUCUCCUUACCUGGACAUUUUUUUACAUUUUUAAUAGGGAUGCAUAAUGAUUAAUCGUGAUUAAUCUAUAGCAGAAUAAAAGUUUUUGUUUACAUCAUAUAUUUGUGUGAACUGUGCAUAAUAAUUAUGUACAUAUAAAUAUGCACACAUGCAUGUAUAAUUUUAAGAAUUUUUUUAUAUAGCCUAUAUUAAGUAUUUAUAUAUAAUAUAAAUUAUACAUAAAUAUAUUAAUGUAUAUACACAUUUCUUAAAUGUAUACAUGCAUGUGUGUGCAUUUAUCUAUACAAAGUUAUUAUACACAAUUCACACAAAUAUAUGAUGUGAACAAAAGCUUUUAUUUGGCUAUCGAUUAAUCGCGAUUAUUCGUUAUGCAUCCCUAAUUUCCAACAGGCUUUAGUUUUAUUGACACCCUUGCUAUUGGAAGACUAUAUUACUGAACAAAAAUGUAGUCAUACUUUUUUGAUACAAUAAUAUGCUAAAAAAAACAUUUUGACAACUUUUAGUAUUGCACUUGCAAGGUGACCUCAACGCUUGCAGACUCAUACUAAAAGCCACUAAAUUCACAUUUCUUGGGGUCUUUAAAGGAACAGUUGGGCUCAGAUUUUUAUGUGAUCUUUUAAAACUUUUUUUAACAUUUAAUGCUCAAUGCAUAGGACAUCAUAGAAACCAUAAUACUGUUUUUGCUGCUUCAAAAGAGAGCGAACAUGAACAAGUGUUAGAGAAAAAUGUAGAUAUUAUUUAAGGUUUUAUUUGGUGGUUAAGUUGCCACACCACAAAAAUGCUUUUUAUUAUAAAACUGUUGUUAUUUUUAAAAUAUGACAUUUCCUUUUGUUGUAAGUAACGCAUUUGUACAGUGAAAGUCUAUUGUGAGAACAGCAAAGACCACACAAUACUAUGCACAUGCACAAUGAAUCACUGCAACAUUUGCUGUCAGACACAAGCCAAUAGGAUCACUUCUGCUAUCUAGCACACACUCUCAAAAUUAACUUUUGUACCUAAAAAAUACACUUUUGUACCUAAAAGGUGUAUAUUGGUACCUCAAAGGUACACAUUGAUGAUUUAAAGGUACAUACUAUUUCCUCAAAGGUACACAUCUGUACCAAAAGGUACCGUCCCAGUGACAACGUUUACCUUUUUUCAUCUUUCCAGACCUUGAUUCAGUAAAUGUGCUGCCCGUACAAUCAGUUUUCAAUCUAAUCGAAGAAAAAUGCAUUGUAGACUCAAAUAAUGGGAGACUGAUUCAUGAUCUUUAAUUUGACUGAAUCCUGAAAUCCUUAAAUUCCAGAUUUGAGAUGAUUUGGAUGUUUUUAAUUGUUUCAAUUGUAUAUUGUGCUUGUUUAGCAAAUACUAAAUGUGGGGCUGCACAAACUGAAUGUAUUUUCUGUAUCGGUUUUCAAGAUGAAUCUGUGAAUGCUUUUGUGGUGUGUAUUUGGUGCUUUGUAAGUACGUACUGAUGUGUUCGAUCAGCAGUGACAUGUACAUUUCUCUCAAGAGCAUGCAGUCUGUGACAUAAAUAUAGCGAGACAACAAAGUGCAUAUGAAAAGAUCUCAGAAAAAUACAUUUCUACACGUCCUCAGGGUUACAGUUCACUUUAGGUCACCGGGAACUGGCUAAAGAGAUGACAUGCUUCUGUGUAAUGCAAAUCUAUAUUAUAAAUACACACUCGCUCAGAUUCAAACCACAUAUAUCAAACUGACCAGAUGAAUUAAUGCAAAAGCUUUAUUCCAAACCAACACAACAAUGAAGAAUUUCCUUGAGUUUUUUUUUUUUGUUAAAUCUCUAUCAUUAACAUAAUACAGCAUCUGGUAUUUUACAUUUAAACUGCACAAGACAACAUGUGGUCAAGUGCCAAACACAGCUAAAUAGAAAUGGCAUAACAAGCAGUGUUCAUAACAGUUUCUUUUGGACUGUUAUCUGUCGAAUGAAAUGUUUGUCAUUAUUGUUUUGUAGAUUUUAUAUGGUAUCUUGUAUAUUGUGUGAGUGUAGAUAUUAUAAAUACAGGCAUCUGUUUUGAUUUAUCAUGAAUAAAGUCUUAUUGAAAA